Messenger RNA from Zalophus californianus (California sea lion), 916 nucleotides. RefSeq names its product BCL2 interacting killer (gene BIK). Gene Ontology annotation, biological process: male gonad development; apoptotic mitochondrial changes; apoptotic process. Lineage: Eukaryota; Metazoa; Chordata; Mammalia; Carnivora; Otariidae. The transcript is spliced from 5 exons. Bases 60 to 506 code for a protein of 148 amino acids. The record is from RefSeq and is a predicted model, not a curated record.
CCGGCUCAAGCCCUUCGGCCGCCACCGCCGCCGCCGCCGCCUCCGACGCGAGAGAAGAAAUGUCCCGCACAGGACCCCUCUCCAGGAACCUCUCUUGGAGCACCUUCCUGCGGGAGCGUGGCCCGGAAGUGCUGGAGGUUCCGGGCAUGACUGAUCUCAUGGAGUACUAUGAUCCGGGGCCCUCCCCUAACAGCACCAACUCCGACGAGGUGGCCAUGCGGCUGGCCUUCAUCGGGGACGAGAUGGAAGUGAGAUGGAUGCUCCCCCGCGUUGGCGAGAUGCCCGGGAUGGCCAUGUACAGCUUGGCUUUUACCUACAACCAGACAGGCCUGAGAGGUGUUCUUAGAAGUUUCAUGGAUGGUCUCGGCAACCUCAGGGAGAGCAUGCGGAUCUGGAGCUUCCUGACCUUCCGGAACAGGGUGCCCCCCAACCCAGGGCGCGGGCUGGUGCUGUCCCUGCUGCUGCUGCUGGUGCUGCUGCUAGGCUGGGGGCCCCAGCUCCAGUGACGCAGCCGCUGUGGGGGUGGGAGUGGGGGCUGGCCCCCCCCCCCCCCGACUGCCACCCUGGAGGUGGCCUUGUUGGUUUUGUUGUCUUUUUAACUGUUUUCUGAUGAUCCCUUUUUUAUAUUUAAACUCUGAGUGCUGGGACACUACUGAGGUUUCAUGCUAGUUUUUUUCUUUUCCUUUUUGUAAGAGAAAUGAAUUCAUUAUACCUCUGGGGUCGUUACUGGUUAACUGCCCGUGGACCUGCUCUCCUGGCCCCAACCCACCAUGCCGGGGCCUGUCGCCGGAAGGUGGGGGGUCCUGCGGGGUGUGGGGGGGGAGUGCUGGCCACACCCCCAUGUCUGUGAUGCCCGGGACAAAGAGAAUCUGCUGGAAGAGAUUCUGAGGGGUGAGGAGAGCUCAAUAAAAUGUUG